CCCCAUCGACGCACCCCUACAUCGCCGGGCUUCCUCUUGCAGACGCCGUCCUCUUCAAACCCUAACCCUUAUUGCAGGUUGGAUUGGUCCAGUAAUCAAGGCGAGAUUUUUUGAUCCAAUCCCACUUCGGAAAUCAAUUCUCGUCCUUUUUUCCCCUGAUUUUUGGGUACAUUUUUUAUAAUAAAGAGCGAAUUUUUGAUUCGUUUCGCCAUCUACAACAUGCGGGCCGCUUGGUCUCGGACCCUUGACAUGGCGAUCCCCUUGCCCCACCUCCUCCACUCGGACCGGCCCCUCCCAGCGGCCGCGUCGCACGCCACGCCCCCGUCCGCCUCCGAAUCCGCCGCCCCGCCCCAGGACGAGCUGAAGCGGGUGGCCGCCCACCGCGCCGUGGAGCUGGUGGAGUCCGGUAUGGUCCUCGGUCUCGGCACCGGCUCCACUGCUGCCCACGCCCUCGACCGCAUCGGCGACCUCCUUCGCUGCGGCGUCCUCCGGGACAUCGUCGGCAUCCCCACCUCCGAGUGGGCGACCGCCCGUGCCGCAGCCGCCGGCAUCCCCCUGUCCGACCUCAACGCCCACCCCGUCGUCGACCUUUCCAUCGACGGCGCUGACGAGGUCGACCCGGCUCUCAACCUCGUCAAGGGCCGCGGCGGGUCCCUCCUCCGCGAGAAGAUGGUGGAGGGAGCCAGCCGGCGCUUCGUCGUCAUCGUCGACGACUCCAAGCUCGUCCCCCGCCUCGGUGCCAGCGGCCUUGCGGUUCCCGUGGAGGUCAUCCCCUUCGGUUAUGCCCUCACCCUCCGUCGUCUCCAUAAACUCUUCCAUGGCGUGCCCGGCUUCAAUCUCAAGCUCAGGACCGCCUCCGUGAACGCCAAAGCCAGCACCUUUGAGGAGGAUGGGUUCGAAUUGGAGCCAUUUGUGACGGACAACAAGAACUACAUAGUGGAUUUGUUCUUUGAGGAAGGGAUCCACGGCGAUCUCAAUCUGAUUAGCGACGAGAUUCUGAGGAUCACCGGAGUGGUUGAGCACGGGAUGUUCCUCGGGUUAGCGUCGUCGGUGAUCGUGGCCAGGAAGGAUGGGGUGGUGGUGAUGGACAAGUAGAUGAAGUUAAAUGGUAUUUGAGAACCAUACUUAAUUUGGACAAGGAGUGGUUGAGCACGGGAUGUUCCUUGGAUUAGCAUCGUCGGUGAUCGUGGCGAGGAAGGAUGGGGUGGUGGUGAUGGUGAUGUCCAAGGAUAUGAAGUUAAAUGGUAUUUGAGAACCAUACUUAAUUUUUAGAUAAGCUAAUUAUAUAUUGCAUUUAUAUCAACAAAGGAAGCCACUUGAUUCAUAUCAUGAAUUCUUGAAAUUAGGAAUUGCGAUUAUUGUAGGAAGAGAAGAUACUAAGUCUGUGUCUAUGAACUUUGGUUGGGGAUUUAACAUAUAGUCAAAAUUGAUAAGAUUUUGUUGACAUUCUUCCUCUAGUUUGUUGCAAGGAAUUGUGAUGUCUAACCCUUUGAUAUCAAAUUAUUAAUUCACUUCUGUUGCAACACAUUUCUGCCGAAAAAACGUCUCUUUUGUUGUUUUGAUUUGAUAUUGCCUUCAAAAGUUACAUCAAUUAUGAGCUUAGAGAUGCAGUGGCUAGAGAUGAUCCCAGUUCCGGAACCAGCGGUUCCGGUUCUUGGUUUCAUUUCCAGCCCCAUUCGGUUCCUGUUCGAAUCUAACUGUGGCAACUUACUUCGGAAGGUCGCCUUGAAGUGAUAUAUGCAAAAGAGAUAUGAGUUGAUAAACUUGGAGUAGUUGUAAGGAGUAACAAUUUGCACCUGCAAAAAUAGGCUGUUAGCAAUUCUUUUGUCCAAGUCUUGUGUGCCUGACAUAAUCUGUAUAUGAGGCUUCCUCAUGCUUACUCUAAAAGGCUAUUCCAUGCUUAUUUUCUUGAUGCAUUUGGACUGAAGUUGCAAUGAAAGAAAAUAAGCUUUUGCUUUGUCUUUUCA
Musa acuminata AAA Group (dessert banana) is the source of this 1967-nucleotide messenger RNA. Its product is annotated as probable ribose-5-phosphate isomerase 1. Bases 220 to 1095 code for a protein of 291 amino acids. The transcript has a single exon. The record is from RefSeq and is a predicted model, not a curated record. Gene Ontology annotation, molecular function: ribose-5-phosphate isomerase activity. Gene Ontology annotation, biological process: pentose-phosphate shunt, non-oxidative branch. Lineage: Eukaryota; Viridiplantae; Streptophyta; Magnoliopsida; Zingiberales; Musaceae.